Messenger RNA from Zeugodacus cucurbitae (melon fly), 33517 nucleotides. RefSeq names its product synaptotagmin-7 (gene Syt7). Gene Ontology annotation, biological process: calcium-ion regulated exocytosis; regulation of calcium ion-dependent exocytosis; vesicle fusion. Gene Ontology annotation, cellular component: synapse; axon; membrane. The coding region runs from base 1462 to 2736 and encodes 424 amino acids. Lineage: Eukaryota; Metazoa; Arthropoda; Insecta; Diptera; Tephritidae. Gene Ontology annotation, molecular function: calcium-dependent phospholipid binding; calcium ion binding; SNARE binding. The transcript has 10 exons. The record is from RefSeq and is a predicted model, not a curated record.
AUUAUGAUUAACAGGCAAAUUACGUUUUUAGAGGUAGUAAUCCAUAGCUAAUGACGUGAAAACUACAUAACAGUGCAUUAAAAAAACUGUGAUUUGAGAAUGGUGUUGCAAACUCACGUAGUACGACCUACACACCAACAUAUGGAUAUUGCAUAUGUAAUCAGCAUUAAAAUAUUAGCAGUAACGGGACUAUGCAACGACGCAUACCAACGCAGUGAACAACAAAAAAAAAUAAUAAUGUGAUUCACACGUACCUUUUCGUAAUGCAUCAAAACACAAAAACAAAAAACCAAAAAAAUUUAAAACAAAUAUAGCGAGUACUAAAGUAACAAUAAAACAAAAAAAUUAAUAUCAAUAUCAAAGCAAGGAUAUACUGUAACAUUUAACUAAAUAUAAUAAUUUAAAACUACUACGAAAGAAAAUAAAAUUAAAAUAAAUGAAAAUGAAAAAAAAAAAAUAAAAUAAAAAAAAUAGAAUGAAACAAAAUACAAAAAAAAUACUUCGCGCAAACCUACAAGAAAAAACACACUCCGAUUUAAGACGUAAUUUAUUUACAAAAAAAGUUAUACACAAACAAACGUAAUUUAAGCGCUCAAAUGGAAAUAUAUAUAAAAUGAAUGCUAAACAUACAGAACAUUUUGCUUUAUAUUAAUGUUUAGAACAAACUACAUUUAAGCAUAAUAUUCAUUUCGCGCAUAUUCAGUGUUAAGUAUACUACAUACAUAUAUGAAAAUGCCUUCAAAUAGUGCAUAAAGUGUUAUCAGUAUACCCAAACCAAAGCGUAAAGUGAGUAAUUGUAAGCAAACAAAGUUUAAUAAAAUGACUAAAGAUUUAAAUUUUUAUAAAAAUUGAGGUAACAAACAAAUAUUACGCCCUAAGUAAAUCAUACAUCAACGAAUUAAAUAGAAGUGAUCACGAAUUUUUUGUAAAUGAAGCUGUAAAAUACCGAAACAACGUUUCUUUUUCGGCUUAAGUGUUAUUAGUGUGUUUUUGGACGUCAUUGUCAUUUGAUAUUUGUCAAAGUUUUAUGUAAAUGUGCGUAUUGUCAAAAAACGUUUCAUAUUUCUAAUAAUUGACAGUUAUUACAUUAUUGUGAAACAUAAUAAGCUAGUUAAAACUAAAAAUAUUUAAAAAGAUAUGGCUUAAGAAUACCAAGUAAAAAUAAGUGGAAACAAAAUCGUUCUAAAACUGAUUUUUUGCAUCUGACGCUGAACAUAAUUGAGGAAAUUAAGAUAAACCGUAAGCAUUUUGACAUGCUGUAGAUUUAAUAAAAAAACUUCAAUACAAAACAAAAACUGCAAAGUAUCUUCCAUGCUAUUGACAGUGUGCUGUAGUCUAUAGCGAACCCAUCAGGCACACAAAUUCAUAUGCUUUGAAACACUUACCGGUAACGCAGCAAUACUUGCGCAGGAAAGUCUUUGAAACAUUACCGCCGGACCACAAGGACAUUAAAUAAGGAAUAUGGCAAACAUAAUAUUGAUAGCUUGCCUUGCAGUAUUGGGCAUCAUAAUUGCUAUCGCGUUAUUCCUUGCUGGAGGCUAUCUCUGGUGGCGCCACAAACGUUCGCAGCUGCAGUUUAUCGAACCCAAUGAGGAUGAGGACUCCAGUAGUUAUAGUUUAAGACUACCACAAUCCUCUACUCAAGAGAUGCAGGAUGCAACAAUUCCACCUGCGAAAGUGCAACAACAGCAACAGACCACCGCACAAUCAUUAACAACACCAUUGCAAAAUAAUAUCAAUAAGAAAUUGAACGGAUUUCUCAAUUUAAAAACUCCCUUAAUUGGAACGGCAGCACCGGCUCAACAUAAGACUGUAAUCGGCUCAAGUACGAGUGCUGGCAAUGAGAGUGGUGGUGUUAAGGAUGGCACAAAUAAGAGCAUUUCUAUGACCGACAUGUAUAUAGAUAACUCCGAACCCAGCGAGAAUGUCGGUCAAAUACACUUUUCUUUGGAAUACGACUUCCAGAAUACAACACUCAUAUUGAAAGUGUUGCAAGGAAAAGAGCUACCAGCUAAAGACUUAAGCGGUACUUCGGAUCCAUACGUACGCGUUACAUUGCUUCCCGAUAAGAAACAUCGCUUGGAGACAAAAAUCAAGAGACGCACAUUAAAUCCACGAUGGAACGAAACAUUUUAUUUUGAAGGAUUCCCCAUACAAAAACUACAAUCAAGGGUCUUGCAUCUGCAUGUUUUCGACUAUGAUCGGUUUUCGCGUGAUGACUCCAUCGGUGAAGUGUUCCUACCAUUAUGUCAGGUUGAUUUCGCUAGCAAGCAAUCCUUUUGGAAAGCACUAAAACCACCGGCUAAGGAUAAAUGCGGUGAAUUGCUUUCAUCGCUCUGCUAUCAUCCAUCAAAUUCAGUACUAACAUUAACAUUGAUUAAAGCGCGAAAUCUGAAAGCAAAAGACAUCAAUGGUAAAUCAGAUCCAUAUGUUAAAGUGUGGCUACAAUUCGGCGAUAAGCGUGUCGAAAAACGAAAGACUCCAAUAUUUAAUUGCACACUCAAUCCUGUCUUUAAUGAGUCAUUUAGUUUCAAUGUACCGUGGGAGAAGAUACGGGAAUGCUCCUUAGAUGUUAUGGUAAUGGAUUUUGAUAAUAUUGGACGAAAUGAGUUAAUUGGAAGAAUUUUAUUGGCUGGAAAGAAUGGCUCGGGUGCUUCCGAAACUAAACACUGGCAGGACAUGAUAUCAAAGCCGCGUCAAACUAUUGUCCAAUGGCACCGAUUAAAACCAGAGUAAGCAGCACAAACACUGCAGACUAUGCGCCGCAAAGCAGCCACGAUAUGGGCUGAGCAAACGCGCCUUACUAUUCUUAUCAAGCAAUCCGAAAAGCUGUGCUAAGCCACAGUAUACACUAAUAUGCAGACAUAAGCUAAAAUCGAAAUUCACUUAUUACAGAAAAAAAUAUCAUACACAGAAUUGCGAAUAUCACUAUUAUUGUUAUUGCAGUUUUGGAAUUUGAUGUUGACAGUGCAAUUCAUAACAUACAUAUGUACAUACAUAUGGGUGAGUAAAACUAGCAUUGUAAAAAUACAUAUGAAAUAUUGUAAUCCAAGUAUUGUAUACAUAGCAUGUAUGUACAUACAUUUUACUGCUGUAUUUGUGCUUUUGUGUAUGUAGGUAUGUAGAUUUAUACAUAUGUAUAUGGGAUGGUGAUGUACAGUAAACAUUUGACAAUGAUAUACAGUUGUAGUUGCAGGUUGGACCAGCUGCACCAGUACUGAAUCGCACAACGGCGUACUCAAUGGAGUUUCCACUUUCUAACUACUCCAUGAGUAGCUGAAACAUAAAUUAUUCCAGCUGUCAUAGUCGACAGCACAUCGUGUAGAGUUUAAACAAAGUAAUAUAUUUUGGAGUGCUUCAAAAUUCAUAGCUCCUAACUAACAGCAAACACAACUCCCAUAAUUGUCUACAAUCGGCGAAAACAUUAGCACCUCUGCUCAUCAUAGUAGAAUGUGGUGGAAUAAUUUAGCUGCAACACAAUUUAAUAAGCUCCCAUAAAAUGAUGAGCUUCAUAAUUUACUGGAUAUCGGAGACAGACAUUGGCAGAGAUUUUUCACUUCUAUAUCCGCUAUUUCGAGCGUUUGUUUAUGAAAGUGAAAUUUGUGAAAUCUUUGCCUUGAUCUCGCAAAGGCAGCCCAUUCCAGUAGCAGGUGAUGAGAUGAUUCCACCUCGUUCUCCUCCAGGCAACUUCUAUAGCUAGUAUCCAGUAAGAUUUUUAGACACACAGCGUGGAACCACUUUGGACAAUCGCCAGUUAAAACCCAAACCACUAAGAAGUAAAUUACACCUCUCAUCAUCAGCAGACUUAAUCUUCCUGUCAGUUUUGAUAAAUUGUUUCAAUUAUAAACUAAACUAACUAACUCAUAGGCUGGUUAUCAGUCCGUAUUCUAGCUUUUCGGAAGCAGUUUGCUCUUUUAUGGAAUUAAAUUUGUAUGAAAUUUGACUUCUAAAAGCUCUUACCAAUUCAAAACUUUGGCUUAUAGAUAACCUCGAAUUUUAGAAGUUUGAGUUAUGAAGUUCAACUGUAUUUAAAAUAAUCAUAUUGGUCUUCAUAUUAAUUCUCGCACCAGAAAGUACGGGGGAGUUUAAUAAUAGUGUAGGAAACGUCGAAUGGAAAGGUGUCGUGUACCCUCAAUAAGGCUGUCGUUCGUAGUAGUCUGUGCCUAUACGCUUAACCCUGAGCGCUGAACAGCAGAUUGCUUAAUGUUACAUGCUGUCCAGAAAACCAUAUUGAAAUUUGUUUAUUUAUUCUUUCCACGCACAUUAUUUGGCACAAUUAAACAAAAAAUAACUCUAACAUAAGAGCCGGUGCGACUACCACUUUGAACCACCGCACAACAAUUGCAUGUUAUCAGUUGUUCUAUACUCAAUUACAGCCUUUGCGCGCAUCAGUUAAUUGAAGAAUUAACCGGCAUUUGCUCGAUUAAAGCGCUGAUUUAGAACCAUUUACCAUACAAAAGACAAAUCUCAUUUUACUACAGUAAUUUUUAAACGAAUACAUUUCAAGUUGAAACUGCAAUGCAGCGCUGCGGGUUGUUGUUCACGCUGCAAAUUUGUCUGUAUAUAUUGUUAAAAUAGCAAUCAGCGGCUGACCUUACCAACUUCUUAUGAAAAGUAAAAACUGAAAUGUAUAACAGCUGAUCAUUAAUCGAGUAGCCGGUUGUGCGAAAAAGCUAUUAAAAGGCAUUGAGCACUUAAUUGUGACUAAUUAUUAUUUAUAUUUUUGUUGUUUACAAAUUGCCAAAACACAAAUGCAUAAAUUCCACAUAAAAUACCACAAUAGUUUUGGUAUUUUGAGGAUACGUUUGAAGACAAUUAUACACAAACGAAUAUAUAUUCAAUGGAUAUGCCAUCAAUGCGUGCUUCAAAUACAUAUGUAUGUAUAUCUCCCGAUAAAAUACAACUUGCAUAAACAUUCUGGUAACUGUUAACUGCUGAGUUGUAGUAAAUUUAAUUUAAUCUGUUAAUAAUUCGUUAGCCAAAACCAGACACACCUUCAAUUCGAAGUUAAUUGAAAAAGCAUGCAUAUUUGUGUAUUUGCAGCGCUAAUAUAUAUUAUGCAUAUGUAAUUCCCACAUAUAUUAUAUCAUAAAUAUAACCAAUUAUUACCGAGUUCGUUGCAAAACGAGCACAAAAGCGUAACAAUCCCCACCGAUUGAAACUUCCAAAUGUAAUUUGCACAUCUGAGCCACUGUGUGCAUAUUUACCAUAUUUGUAAACAUGUAUGUGAAACGUGAAGUGCACGUGAAGUUUUAACACAAAAACACAUACACUGUUAUACAUUCGCUAUGUGUGAGUUAAAGCAAACUAUAUACCAUGCGAAUAUAGUACAAUGGUAUAAUUCAAUAAAUUAUGCGCUAUUUUAAUAUUUAAUAGUAGUCAAUUCAAGUUAAAAACAACACAAAUUUUUGUGCAUAUUAACUAAUUACAACUUACAAUAAUUUAAUGCACAGUACAAUACUAUCAAUUUGCUUCAGAAUAUUCAGGAAUUUCGAGCCGUUAUAUUCUGUUCGCACAUCAGUUAAUUGAACAAUUAGCCAGCCCUUUAUUUAGCUCGAUUUACCAUGCAAAAGCAAAUUCUUAUUUUCUACAUUAAUUUUUAAACGAAUACAAAUCGAGUUGAAACUGGAAUGCAGCGCUCCGGGUUGUUAUCGACGCUGUAAAUGUAGUUGUGUUUAUUGAUAAAAUAGCAAACAGCUGAUGAAAUUUACCAAUUUCUUAUGAAAAGCAAAAGCAAAAAUGUAUAAAAGCUGAUCGUUAAUCGAGUAGCCGGCGAAAAUCAGCUCAAUUAUCUUCUUAAUGUAUCAUAUUAAGGCCGUGCGAAAAGGCUAUUAUUAUAGGUUGCGAAUCGUACUACAAUUAUAAACUAGAACUAGGCACUUAAGCUCACUGUAUAUUCAAUUAGUCGACAGGGAGUGCAAAUAAAAUCGCGUCGCGCAGUUUCCCAUUAUUACCGUCGACGUGAGGAAAUGAAAAGUUAUGUGAUCGUCGGUCGUCCAUCACAAAGUAAUGUUUUUUCGCAACUAGAAGGCUAUUCUUAUAUCCAAUAAUUUUCUAACGAAUAAUUUAAUAAUUUCUCACGUGUGCCUAUGCGGUCCAUCACUGUUAAUAUUUUCUCAAGAGCAGACCUUAAAAAAUGUAUAUUGCAAUCAUUUGUUAAUAAAAAUAAUAAAUUUGAACAUUUCUUUCCUUUGCUGCGGCAAGCAAUUCGCCACAUAACAACAGACGAUCGCUGUAAUGUACAAAGCAAUCAGCAACGUUAAUGCAAUUGCUUAUGCUUUUAAGUGUAAUUUCACUUUACUAUCAAUUUCUGUCUGCAUAUUUUCCAAAUAUUAUUAUACUAUACAUAAUGCAUUUAUUGAAAAAGAAAUAGUUAGUUAUUGAAUUCCGCACGAGGCAAGUCGUUUUCGUGCUUAAUUACACAUAAUACAAAACAAAACAGGAAAAACGGCCACUCUCUCAGCUCUAUAAAGAAAUAUGUGAGAAAUAUUGCAAGUUUAGCACGCUAAAAAAAUCAAGUGAUAGCAAAUUCUUCUUCUUCUUAAAAUAAAUAUGUACUUAUGUUAGAUUAUUUGUGUUUUGACUUAUGAUGGUUUUCGAAUUGACAUGCUCUUGAAUCAUCUCACAAUGACAAACAGAAAAAAUAGAAACAGGUACACAAACAGAAACCGUUUAGACACAUUUUUAGUGAAAACUUAUACAUACACUAGUAGCCGGGCCACGCACUGCUGUGGAUAAGGUAUACAUAUGUAUGUUAAAUUCUAUUCUUGUUAACUAUUUGAUAAUCUUGAGGAGACUCUACUACUUUCGGUCAGCUUUAGUGGUUUGUGAUAAAUAUACAAAACUAACUAACAAUUAACAUAUGCUCUUCCAUGCCUAGAUCAUGUGUUUCGAUCUUUAUAGAUUAAAUUGUAGCUUUGUUAUAUCCCUUUUUGUUCAACUAUUUUGUAGUAGUUGCAUAAGUCCGAUUUUGGCCAUCAAGAACACCAACCUUCUCAUAGUAUCAAGGUUUAAAUAUGAGCUAAAUUAUAUUAAAAUAUCCAGACCGGGCAGACGGUGACCACGGCCCUUACCCAAAAAUGUGUUAAUCCUAAUGUCCUUUCGUGCUGUGAAUAUCUGUUGUAAAAGUCGUAACUAUUUUUGUAUAUUUUGCCGGUUUUGACUAUCUAUAACACAAUCUCAUUUUGCUAAUUGUAGCAUGUACGAAGUUUUAUUAAGAUAUCUAGAUUUCAAUUCUAAUUAUCGCUUGGCUCAUUGGCGGAAUGGACAGACGGAUGGACACUGCGACUAAAAUUUGAAAUAUAAACUAUUCUAUAUUUUAAGUUGGGCCGAGCAAAAUUUCAUUGAAAUCGGUUCAGUAGUUUAGGCGCCAAUUCCGGACAAACAACGUGACAUGAAAUUUUUAUAUAUAUAAAUAAAUCAGAUUUAUGGAAUGGACAGACAUUGAAAAGUAAUGCCUAACUGCUGUGUUUCGAUUUCCUCAAUCUCAAUAAUCUAGCGAAUUGCAUUUCAAGACAAAGUCAAUGGUCCUGCAAAAACCACUAAGCAGGCUUUGAAUUAACAACAAGAACGACAUGUAUUUUCGCUUCAUACAUAACUAGCAGACCGCUCCGGCUUCGCACGGGUUUAUACAAACAUUUCAAAUGUUUUUACACACUCUCCCAUACAUGUGUAUGUACUUUCCCUAGUGCGACCUUGUAUAUUUCUAAUAUUUUGUUCUUCAAGUCGCUGCACACGCUCCGUACUCGACUCUCAAGAUCGUACUUGGGAGGUUUUGAAAUUUUGUUCAGCAAGCAGCUGCGAGCGCUCGUUACUCGACUCUUUGGUACGCGAUUGCGAUGCGAAGAGAAUGACUUGCAAGACGAUUUUAUGUUUCAGAUUAAGAUUCUCCAUCACGGAGAUUCUAGCAAUAAAUAUAGCCUAUGUUACUCGGGGUGAAUGUAAUAUCCAAUGGUUAAAGUAUUUUUGAAAUCGGCACAGCAGUUUUUGACAUACAAAUCUUUCCUCUUUAUAAUAGUAGUAUAGAUCUCAAUUUCUCAUAGUAUGGAUCUUAAUUUCAUGUUCAUGAUAGUUCAAUAGAGCACGCGAGUUUGGCGAUUUCGCCGACAGUGGCUCUCUAGUGCAUGUUUUGUAAAUGGGCCUCUCGUAUUCCAUGAACCAGAUUUAUGUAUAUGUAAGUAAGUUUAGACUAAAAAUGUGUCUAAACGGUUUCUGUUUCUGUUUUUCAUUGUCAGAUAAGACCUUGAGUUCCCUAUGAACCUAUCAGAGGCCACUGACAGCUACUUUCGGCUUUGAAGUAGUUUUCGACUCUCCCUCUUCCAAUUUUGUUGCUCUAAUAAAGUAUAUUCUUAACUCAGAGCCCCAUUCAGCUCCCGGUAGUUAGUCACCUUUAAUGGUCCCAAGUUAAUAUCGGUUAAGAGGGCAAGGUGUGGAUUGACGCACGCUCUUAAGAAAGAAUGCGUUCAGAGCCGAUCAACGCAAAAGUAAAGAGUUGAAACGGUUGCAGUCUCUAUUUCAAUGAAUUCGGUUACAUACGAAGUAAUAGCUUUUGAUGUACGAAUGGAAAGACAAAAUUGAUGCAUCCUGCAUGCAAUGUCUUUAAAUUAAAAAAAAUACUAAAAUAUAAUACUUAAAAACAAAAGUAAGAUCAAAAUUAUUAACAAAUACAUUUAUAAACAAGCGAAAAGGGAGUAAAAUGACUGUGAAUGUUGCGUAUUAAAUGGUGGACAAAGUGAUUUUUUUUCUAUUCCUCAGUCGUUUCUUUGCAUUUAUUGUAUUCAAUACAUCUGACAUACUUACAUGCAUACGAAUUCAUUUGUAAAAUAAUACUUAUAUAUCAAACUAUUUGCUUGCAAACAAUUGGGACGGUCAGAAAACUAUGCAAUAAAAGCAAAUCAAGUAAUAAUCAGCAUACAUUCGUACAUAUGUAUAUAUAGGUUUAUGUUAAUAACAACAAAAUAUAAGGAUUUAUACAAUGAUAACAGUUAUUAAAAUAAGCAUACUUACAUUACAAGCAACGUAGUAUACAUUAGCCAUACUAAGUUUACAAUAACUCUGCUUUCCUGCUAACGAUCGACAAAAUAAUGCAUAACACAAAUGGAAUAAGAGGUUUUGAACAACGCUGAAAGCAGCCUACAGGAUUUUCCCAACACUUAGUAAGCUGUUGUUUAUUUUAUAUUAAAAGAAAUUUCUUAUUUUCAUGAAAUGAAAACUCGUAUUUUACUGCAUUAAUUUUUAAUCGAAUACACAUCGAUUUGAAAUGCAUCAGCUGUUGAACUUAUCAACUACUUAUGAAAAGCAAAGACAUAAAUGUAUAACAGCUGAUCGUUCAUCGAUAGCCGGCAGUCGUAAAGCAACAACUGAUUUUGGCUGCGCGUAAAGGCUAUUGAGAUUUCCUACUGGACUUGAACAGGUUAGCACACCUCUGCAACAAAUAAUUUUAGUUAAUUUCUAUCAAAACUAAAGAAGAAUCUGAAAUGAUUAAUGAUUAUUAUUGAAUAUUUUUUUUUUACUAAAUAAACAAAGUUUCAUUACACCUUUCUUCAAUAUUUUUUUUAACGAAAUAAAUAGAAAAAUUAGUGAUUUCAAUUUGGUCAUCAGGUUAGCACAUACUCUUUUUUUGCUUUUGUUAGAAAGAUAUUUUUGUGUAUUUGUAUUAAAUAUUUUAAACAUUUAUAACAUUUUUUAAUCAUGUGUCGAUAGGCACUUAUUGAGAAUUACAUUAAACAACCGAUUCGUCCAAUGUUCUAAUAUAAUUUCAGGAAAAUAAGGCCUUUUAAUGCUUUGCAUUUGAACAACUUUAGUGAUAUAUUGCCUGCGAGAUUCGUAAACUCUGUCAACCCAUGAUAUUCACACGUUUUCAACUAUACAUCACCAUGGCAAAUUUGCAAACAUAUUUUUAAAAUAGCUAAAUCAGUUUCAUGUACAUUUUAUAAGACUUUGCGGUCAUAUGCAUUAGUAUUCAAAAAUUGCAGUCCGCAUAUACCAUGGUAGAAGAUGACUAACCAACGACCAUGUAGUCAUUCCAGCUGAAGAUCAUGAAAAUAAUUGUAUCCAACGUACAAAAAGUACAAAAGAUUUAGUGUCAAUAAAUGUUCAAACUCCGAAGAUAAAUAUAGGGUAAUCUAUUUCAAGAUUCCCUACUUUUUUUUAAGCAAAAACGCAAAAUUCAAAUUUAUUGGGCAUUUUUUAUUAUCAUUCGAAAGAACAUUAUUUGGCUAUUAUUUUUUAAAGAUUAUCUCUUUGAAAUGUUGGCCAACACUACGUCUCAGAUGGUUCAUCCAUUGAGUCCAAUUUUCGAUGACUCGGGCAAUGUUUUGCUCCAAGGCCUGAAUCGAAGCGUUAUUGUCUGCAUAUACUUUAGAUUUCACAUACAUAUCUCCACAGGAAAAAGUCUAACGGAAAAAGUAUUUGUGGACAAGCGAUCUGCACAAAACCUGAAAUUAAAUCCAUUGAUUGAUAUGAUGUGUGGGAAGUGGCGCCGUCUUAUUGAAACCAAAUGUCGCCGAGAUCACGAGCUUCAAUUUCAGGCAUUAAAUUGUCGGUUAUCAGUCAGCGAUAACGGGUGCCAUUGACGGUUACGUUCUCACCGCCAUCAUUUUGGAAGAAAUAUGGAUCAUCGAUCCACCGGACAACAGACCACAUCAAACCGUUGUUGACUGUUUAUAAUAAAGGGUAAUAGGAAAAAAGAAACUGUUCAUACAUAGAUGAAAAAAUAGCAAAUCGGCAUCAAGAACAAAAAUAAUCAGUAGGAAUGAUAUUAUACUAACAGCUGGUAAAUUGUGUUUGUGCUUCAAAUGAUUUUUUGUUUUUGGUUUAAUGUGCAUUCUUUUGCCGUUCGAUUGUAAGCGUAAGUCUGGAGCGAAAUAUUGGAGUAAAUUGGUAACAAAUACGACAUAGUAAUAUGCAUGUAUGUACAUAGAUAUAUAUAAUUGAAUGGAUAUUAGCACAUACAUAUAUUUUAGUGUGGCGUAAAUGAGUGAAUUCUACAACUUUUGCAAAUAGAACUAAAAUUGCUGUGAUUGCUAUGCACGGGUUUUUCCAUUUGGUUUUUUGUUUUUCAAAAAUACAAAAAUAUCGUAAAGUUAAGACCAAAACAAAAAAUAAAAAAAAAAAUGGGAAGAAAUGUGCCAAAAAUGUUACGAUGUGUACAUAAAAGGGAACAUAUUCCAUAGAACAAAGCACUUUAAAUAAGUAUUGUGCAACAAAUAAUAAUAAUAAUACUUGAAUAACAUGAAUUCAAAUGUGCAUAUGAAGACCACAAAAUAACUGAUAAUUUAUAUUUUUGCAACUGAAAUGAAAAUAACUAAACCAAACCAAAGCGAAGUACAUACAUAUGUUGAAAAAGAUGCAAACGUUAUUAGUUCAAAAGUUUACGAAAAUAAUUAAAUAAAAUAACUAAUAUUACUUAAAAAAACAAAAAAAAGCAUGUUUGUUGAAAUAUGUGCAUAUGUAUGUGUAUUAUCAACACUGACGUGAGAGUAUAAAUAAACACAUAUACAUAAAUAUACAUAUAUAUGUGAAAAAUUGGGCUCGGACGCAAUACAAAAAUAUAUACAAAUAUGUAUUUAUUUGUAUUUACAUAAUAUAUACAUAUAUACAUUACAUAUAUAUAUAUAUGUUGCUGUUAAUUUUGUUAACUCGUUAAAUUUUAACUUUUAAGCCUUAAUGUUGUUUACAUGUUGCCAUUGGUAAGCAAACGAUAUUUGUUGUAGCAACAGCACUGUACUAAAACCAACUGAGCAACCAAGUGUUGGUGAAAAUUGUAAUAAUAAUAAUGAAUUAUUGUAUUUUUUAAUGUUGUUAUAUUUGUUAUUGCAAUUAAACAAUUUUACACAAGCUAGCAAACAGUUUUGCACACUUUUCAAAUUCAUAUGUGCGUUUAUUUUCACAUAUACAAAUAGUACAUAAUAUACAUAUAUGCAUUUACACAGAACUCACUACAACACUGUGCUGGUCGUCAAUUCUAAAGUCGUUGUAAAAUCAAUUAGGCAAUUCACAAGCUUUGUUGUAUGUCUUAUGUCAUAUUUUGAUCUUCUUAAAAAAUACGACACUUGUGAGCACCAUUAAUUGUUGUAUGUCAUAUUUUGUCAUAUUUCUACACUUAAUCAUAGCGAUUUUUGCUGAGGCCAAAACCAGAAAUAUGUCCGUAUUUUCCAGAUAUAUACAAUGUGCGGUAUAAAUCGGUUGAGAAGUGUUCGGGCAGAAGGCCACGACCACUGACCGACCCAAAAAAACCGGUUCUUCACAGAAAACCGACUACCCACUCGUCGAAGUUUUGCCCCAAAGCCCCGCCCACACUGCCAUGAGUGUGUCCCAAAAAAACCGCUUCCAAAAAGUAACCGGUUACUGCAGUACUAGGCAUAUGCCGCAAAAAACCGAAAAAAUUCGUCAGCAAGUGGGUAGGGGUAUAGAAUAGAGAACUCAAGAAACAUACCACGCAGUGUUGUAUCAGUCAUAUUUUAAUUUUGCAUGUGAAACAACAACAGUGUUGGUAUGACAGUCAUAAAAAAAUAUGACAAUAUGACGAUAUGACACACUAUGACACCUUGUGAAUACCCUAAAUGGCUCAAAGCAUUGUAUGUCACAUUUUAUAAUCUCAGUUUUUAUAUACACGGUGUAAAAAAAAGUCUGGGUACGUAUGUAGCGAGCAGAACUUUGAAAGAUAAUUAGGUUGAUACGCUUGCUCUUGCAAGAUUUCAUGAAAUGACAAAAAUUCUACACCAAAAUAUGCAGAAAACAAAAUAUCUGCAAAGUGUAUGUGUGUACAAUAGAAUACCGAUUAUCCUGUUAAAAAGCGGGGAAUCCGUAUAAUCAAGUUCAAAGUUGAUUUUCGACUAAAAUAAAAGUUUGACCAAUUAGGAGAUUUAAAAAAUUAACUUUAUUCCAAAUAAUUCAAUAAACAAAAGCCACAGAAUUCAUUGUCAUUUUAUGAACAAUUAACUAAAAGAGAAAAGGUCUCUGCUCAUAGAGCAAAAAAACAUGAUUAGGUGUGGAAAGUACUAAUAUCCUCUGAUAGAGCCCAUAAAUGCUCAAUUGGAUUGAGGUCAGCAGGUAAUUGUGGUGGUGAAUGUAGCUGUUUUGGAGCAAUGUAAAGUAGGCAAAUACGAACAAGUUCCGCUGCAUACUUAUGGUCAUUGCCCAGUUGGAAGCUACUCCACUAGCUGUCAUAUACCGCCACAAUUGAACUCCACCACCCAACCAUGCUUUACGGUUGAAGAAAGAUUUCGUGCUUCAAAGGCCGUACCAGUUCUACACCAUCUGUCUUCCUUUUAUUCUCAAAAUACAAUAUUUGGUCUCAUCCGACCACAAAACCGAUUUACAGAAAGAUAUAGCUUUGGUAAUGUGUUUGUUUGCGGAUGUAAUGCGCUUCAUUCGAUUUUUUAACGAAAUUGAUUCCUUUUUGCGUGCCACUCGCCUAUGAUAUUCAGCCCUUUUUAAUAUUUUACCUUCUGUGUCUCUAGAUAUUGUUUUUUUAAAUCGUAUUUUAAUAUCUUCUGCUAUUUGGAAAGCGGUUAAACGCAGAUUAACCUUUACAAGAGAUACAGCUUUGCGUGUCUCCCGACCACUCAAUUUUCUCGGACCUCCAGAACGAGGCAAUCGGCUAUUCGUAUAAUCGAUGUUUGAAUAAGCGUGACACUAUUGUAUUUGGAAAACUUUAUAAUCCAUGCAAGACUUCUGCAAGAGCAAGCGUAUCCACCUAUUGUAAAUGUGAAUCCACAUUUCUGCAUGUAAGCUUAUAGAAAUACUGGAGUCGACGACAAUGUGGUGGAACAUAGCAUAGUUGGAAUGCUUAUUCUAAAAUCAUAUUUUUUUGGGAAAUGUGUUGUACCAUAGCAUGUUUGUUGAAAUAUGGGUAGCUCGAUAAAAAUUUAUAAAAUCAAAAUUAGAGUGUAAUCAAAAUUGUCAAGCGUGAAAAAUGAAUUAUUAACUCUGUAAACAUCACACCACGCCAACGAUGUACAGCUGUACUGUUCAUCUCAGUUUAUACAGUAGAAAACCUUUUUUGUUUACAUUAAUUUUCAUCUUUUAACACACCACCGAGGCGUACUUGGGUUGUGUGCUACGCUUUUUUGCUACAAUUGUGGUAAUUAGGGUGUUGUGAUAGCAUUUAAUCUUCACAAAACUUUUAAAGUCCGAUGAACAGUACUUAAAUAAUUAUUAAAUAAAAUAAAUUUUUUCAUUAUUAUUGGAAUUAUUUCGGAUAUUUAUUAAUUUUUUUUGGUGGUAUUAAGUGUUAUUUAUUGAUAAGUUAGUUAUAUUUUAGGUACAAGUGUAUACCGCGAUUCAACUAAUUUUUAAAUAUUGAAUUAAAAUAAAUACAUCCCUGGAUUUGUGACACUGCAUUUGGGGCUUUCAAAUUAUAAAAGAUUUAAUAUUACUAUGAAAUAAUUUGAAAACUUUUCACUAAAUAACCUUGAAAGAGUAUGUAUGUAUGGUUCAAGAUAGUUCUUGUAAAACUUUUCAAGCAUUGGCAAUGCCUUCCAUAGAUAGUCAGCAAUCUAUUAGACAUUGUAUGGAAAUUGAUAUAAUUGAAAACGAUUUCCUUCAGAGAAAUUCAUUUUUAUAUUUAUAUGGUUAUAUGUAUAAUGAAUAUUUUACAAUGCACAAUUGUUUGCUGUAUUUAACAUUAUUCGAGAAAGGGUAGAUCUCUGAACACGCCUAUACUUUUACUAAAUAAAAAGUGUAGGAUUCGUCAAACUUAGUAAAAGCUCUUGAGCUUUUUAUAAAUUUCAUAAAAAAAGUUAUAUUAGUAUUAAAUGACGAUUUUGAUUCUUGUUACCUUGGACCCGAUGGUUUGAAAUGCCUAUUCAAUAGGAUCAUGACAUAUUUUGUUUUAAAAAUGUUUAAUAAGGAGGCAAACACGUAUCAUUUCAAGCUUAUAAAACUUUUGUGUACUUCCAAGCUUUGCAAUUCAAAGUAUUUUAAAUAUAAUUGUUUGUAAUAAUUCAAGUAAAAUCUAGCAAAAAUGGAUUUUUUGCUAAUUUUGUGCCAGUUAAGUUUAAAUAAAUGUGGGCAAAAAUACCGUACCACAGAAAAGUACUUGUAUGAGAGCUGUAUUUUAUUCUCACCACUUAUGAAAUAUCUCAUCUACAUUUAAUAACUUUUUUGCAAUAAUAUGGCAUACAUUGAUGUUAAAAUCUUCUAUAAUUGAAAUAUAGUAUAAAUAAAUAAUUUCGCUUUAUAUAAGACAGCUAUAUACAUAAUAUUUGCUAUUUUAUGACUAAAGUUUUACUAAAAUGAAGUACUCAAUAUAUACAGCACUGCGUUUUUCCAAGAUGGCGGCUAUCUUACCACCGAGAAUUCCCCACGAAUAAGGUUUUCUACUGUAUGUACUGUGCUGUUCAUGUUAUAGACUCUGCUUUAAUCUCCGCUCCACUAUGAACACCACAUAAUAUAUAUUAUUUUUGAAUAUGUACCAAUGUGUAAAAAAUUACGAAGCACCCGUGAUUCAUAUAGCAAUAAAAAUAGCCUAAAACUAUUGGUAUGUUUCCAUAAUUUCUAACUGCGAAAUGAAAACGUUUAACUCUUUUUUUAAGCCGUAGGACAAGCCAUGGUGGUAGUAGUUGGAGUAAUGUAUAUUAAUGUUUUAAUUUAUUUUGUACUGUUUUUUUGUGUACAGCACAGUUGCCUUCACUAUUAUUUAAUAAUAUUUUCAGUACUUUAAUUCGCAAUAUCUUGACGAUUUCCAAAACAAAGUAUGUUGCUUGAAACGUCUCCGCGAAAAAUCCUGCCAGAUCUUGUGUAUCUUGAGUAGUUCACCGUCAUGUAGCUUGUUAUAUAUUAUUUUAUUUUUACAAUUGCUGUUUAACAAUAAUUAAAUUUUUAGCGUGAGAAAUGUUUAAUAGUUAAAUAAUUACACAACUUUUAUAUUGAAUUCAAUGCCACUGAGUACAUGAGAAAGAGAUUCAAAACCAAAAAUGCCAGCAAGCUUGUACAAGUAUUAUUCCGUCAAACUCUAGGGUUUCAACAGCAUGAUAGCUUUGCGUCAAAAUACCGUAUGCGAUAAAGGACUAAAGAUUAAUUAGACGAAAAGUUACUGCCAGCACGUAUAAUCAAGAAUGAUAGAAGACAAGAUUACGACAGGCUGAAGUGCUGAACACAAAGACGACGACACGACACGACGUACCGACGGCUGAUCACAAAUGUCGCUUUGAAGCCAGCGUCUUGAACAUUUUGAAGACGGCAGCGACAUAUCAAAAAGCAAUUUCAUUGUUGCCGUACUAAAAUCUUUCGCUUCAAUAAAAUUUACAUAUUUAGUUUAAAGUGAAAUUAUUUGUGCAAAAAAUGUAAAAAUGGUUGAUUUAUUUGUUUUAAAUAAUCGAUUGUUAUUAUGAAUGAUAUAUCAAAGUUAUUUUAGGUUUCUGCUGGCAAAAUAAUGUCAUACUUGUUAGAACUUUGAAUAAUUUUACAUUUCACAUAUUAGUGGCAGCUCCACAGCGGCCAUUGUCGUCGGCAAAAUUAGAAACAUUUCUAAUUUGGCGACAGCGAAGACUUCAACCCUUUUGUCGUGAAGUCGUGCUGUUGUCAAAAAAUCUGUGCCCAUAAGAACGCGUGUAUUUUAAUAUUUGACAGAUGUCGCUCGUCGCUUGUCGUCUUUUAUGUGUUCAGCACUUGAGCGUUCACGACCAACGAAUGGGAAUAGGCAACAGAAGAAUUGUCAAAUGGAAAACGGAAAUGUGAAACAUAGUGAACCAAAUUGAAUAAUGUGCAGAUAAAAUAUCACAAUGAACGUAAUUCUUAAAAUCUUCAUUUAUAAAAUGAUCUAAUAUAAUCAUGCAUAUUUAUAAUUAAAAUUAUAUGUUUUGUUACAAAAAGUUCGCCAUUUUGCCAACUUUUUUGUUGGUUGGAAAAGUGAGAAAAAAAUCUUUAUAGACGACUUUAUUGUACUAUUGUUGUUUAAUUCCGCCAUUGCGGACUUCUUUUUCAAAUUAACACAUUUUUCACUUAAAAUUUUAAUAAAAAUUAAAAAUGUUCAUGCACCAACAAUACCCGAACUACCAGCCCAUUCGGCUCAAGCGCUCAAACUGGCAUUCGUGAAUAUUUUCGCUACUGAGCUAAAUUCAGCUCAAUUGCGGUAAAUUCGUUUGCUUGCUGAGUUUAUUCACGCUCGUGUUGAAACAGCUCUACUAAGGCGUUCGCUCAUUGGGUUCAACAAUGAUCGUGUUGAAUGAAAACAAAAACACAAAAGAGCAAACUCAACGCCUAUGAGCAAACUCAAUGGGUAUGAGCAAACUCAACAAUAGAACACAAUGUGUACCUAAUUCUUAGUGCAAUGCAUGUGACGCAUAAGCUGAUCGCGAACAAAUCAUACAAAAACAAUAUACAUACCAGAGAACUGCAAAACUCACUUCUUCCUUGAAUCAGCUCAUACGCAAAAGUUUCUAUUCACUUCCAAUCACUGAGCGAAAGUGAGCUAAAAAUUUCGUGAAGUGAGCGAACGUGAGAUAAACAUUUCGUGAAGUGAGCAAACGUGAGCAAAGCAUUUCGGACCGAAGGCUCGCAUUGUACGCGAAUGAGCGGUGCGGCAACAUGAGCUGAUUUUUACACAACGCUGUGUUUCGUUCAGUGAUUGGAAUUGGAUAGAAACUUUUGCGUAUGAGCUGAUUCAAGGAAAAAGUGAGUUUUGCAGUUCUCUGGUGCACACUUCCAAACACAGUUUGAUUACUAAAGCCAGUUCUACCUUCCUAUAACGGUAGCUCGUAAGUUAGAAGCUAAAUACGUAAGUUAGAAGCUUUUUUGAAGAAUAUACUAAUUUCCUUCCAAUUUAAUACUAUACGGAGGUCAUCAGAGUUGCAUGUAAUAAGACAAAUCCAGAGUUAAAGUCAACUUUUCUACAAUGCAUACAAUAGUCAGAAAAAGUUUGCGUACAGAUAUACAUACAUAUAUGUAUAUUAAUUCCUGCUACUCCUGCAAUGAGCAUAGCGCCACUUGCGUACAACUAAAGUGGGUAUUAAACUAUUUAAAAAACUUUUAUAAAAUGAAACAUUUGGCAUAUAAAGAUGGUGAGAUUGUGAUGAUGUAUGUAAUUGCUUUGGUACAUUAUAUAACCACCAGUGUGUUUCGGUUCGUUAAUCCUUUAAAAAUUAAACACAUUUUCGGGACCAAAUUUUUUAGCACUUGGCUUUAAAUUUGCGUUUAGCAUAUUAAGAUACAAUCCCUUAUCCAUAUUAGUAUCAAUAAAUUCCAGUUUAUCGACGUCAGCACUCGCCAUACACCGCCACGCCAUAAUACGACCACGAUGGGCGCCAGGUAUCCGUAAGCUCGGUUCGCUCGGUUAUUUAAGUUCCCUCAGUAACGCUGAUCAUCGGCAUGGGUCGCAAGAUACCUUGACACAGCCCUUCUUUGUAUCCCAAAAAUAGUAAGACUACACAUUUUGAAUGCUGUGCUAUUGAGGAGCAGCAAAAACUCAACGAUAAAGUCAAACCUUAGCUAGAAACCUUCCGACUGCAACGUGGGCGAACUGUUUCCAGCUCGUUCAUGCACCAGUCGAGACUCUAUGUUAUCUAUUACCAGUCGGCGCUCCCUGGGGAGGGUUCAGCGGGGGAUUUUUGUCUACCUUUUUGCCAGUAUACUCAAGUCGAUGUUUUUUUUAACAUCCUUAACUUACCCAGCUUAGAAGUCACUGCGCUACUCGUACCAACUGUGUACGCAAACUUAUUCUGCGACAGAUAUAGAUUAUAGAUUAUAUUUAAUUGAUAGGGGUUCUAGUGGAAUUGGCUACUGUGUACACAAACUUAUGCUGACUAGUGUAUAUUGGAAAUCACUUCUAUUUAUUCUUUGGGUUUCCGAAUUGCUUGCUUUUAAUAAUAGUGUGAAUUCAAAGUUAGCAAAUAUUUGGUGUUGCAGGAGACUAAACGCCAACAUUUUCAACACUGCGUUGCAUCAAGAUUUUGCUGCUACAUUUUCUUCCGCCAUUAUAUAGAAAGGGAAAGUUAGUACUUGUAUAUCUAUUUAGGGGAUAGGUAGAUUUCAGCGCCUGAAAACAAUGGCAUUUUUUAAUAUAUAUAAUCAAUGUUUCAUUUAGACAAAGGUCAAAGGCUCUAUCUCUUUGAUUAAAUCGCUGAUUUAGCUCGAUUAAAUAUAGAAAAAUAUUCUUAUUUUACUACAUUAAUUGUUAGUCGAACAAAAAUCGAGUUGUUUAUUGAUAAAAUAACAAUCAGCUGAUGGAACUUAACAUCUUCUUAUGAAAAGCAAAAAUAAAAAUGUAUAACAACUGAACGUUAAUCGAGUAACCCACUGUGUGAAAGGCAAAAACUGAUUUUUCAAUAAUAAAAUUAAUGUAUUCAAUUAAUUUCGCUGUGCGAAAAGGUUACAAGUGUAUUGUUUAAAAUUAUAGGCAAACAUUAUGUACAAAAAUAUGAGUAAAUAUUACGCUAGCGUGGCACUAGCCCGUUAAAGGCUCUCUGACAUAUCUGAAAGUUAGCGUGCAACUUCAUUAAAGUUAACUGUAUGCAAUUGAAUAUUUCAUGAAACUCUUUGCUUAAAUUGUUUUUUAUUUUUGAUUUCUUUAAACUUUCCAAUAAAAUAAUGUUUUUUUCCAAACCACUAACUACUUAGUGGUGUCACGUGAACGAUUAUUUUAUUCAUCUAUUUUUAUUUUUCUGUAAAUUAAAAAAAAAAAUUGUUAAGUUCUAUAGUACCUUGUGAGCAACUAUGUGCGAUAUGCUAAAGUUAGCACAGUGUACCCAGUAACUGCAUGACUUUAAACUUACGUAAGAUGUUUUAAAUAAUAUUAUAUUUAUGUUCAUCAAAUGUACAGUAUAUAUGUAAAUUAUUUGUUUUUUUUUUAUACCGACACCCAAAGCUACCAUAAGAAUGCAAUAAGCAGCAUAUGUCCGUAUAUUUGUUGUUUAAAUGCAAUACGAGUGCCUCUUUGUAAAGUAGGUAAGCAGUUAGAUGUGGACGAUUCACAUGCAGUGAUGUUUAAAUAUAAGCGCGUUAUUGCUGCAAACUAAUACAUAAACAAAAAACGCAAAAACCCUAUUCGUUCAUAUGUGAAGAAAUUAAAUUAGUAUAACAAAGUCAAACAAAAAGCGCAACAUUAUAAAAAAAUUAAAUUAAAAUUAAAGAACACACACAAACAAGUUUAACUUAAUUACAAUAUUAAUUUAGCCGUAAGUGAAAUUAAAAUCGAAGAAUCAACCCACCUUAAAAUUACAUAUUGGUUAUAUACCUGAUAAACUUAACUUAAUAUAAAGAUAACCAAACAUUAGCGUUGUAUUAUAGUUUUUAUUAUAAUAAUCAUCGAGAGAAAACAUUAUUAUAUGCAACUAUCAUGGUAAUACUAUGAAAAAAAUACAAAUAAACCAAUCAUAUGUGUUAACGAAAGAAUAAAAAAAAAAUAAAAACAAACAUAUAAAAAACAUUAUAUGUAUAUACGCAUUCGUAAUUGCAAAUACCAAAGCGUUCAUACAUACAUGUGUACGUAUAUGCUUAUGUAUUAAUUAUUAAUGAAUAAUUAACAAAAAAAUUCGAACGAAGCCGAACAAACAAAUUGCAUAAUGGCAUACAUAUUUGUAUUUAUGCGAAAUACAUACAGUGGCAGUCAAAAGUAUUUACAAAACGAACGUGCUUUGCACAUGCCACAGAAAGUUAGGGCUGAGUUAGGUUAUGUUAAAGCUCCUUUUUGCAUAUAGUCAAACGCUUCUCAUUUGUGUUAGAUUACAUCAUGAAACCUGUGCAAUUUUGGUAUAAUGUGAUAGAUUAGGCUGCUUGUUCGUUCUCGGGUAUUUAUUUGCCGCGUAAGCAAUAGAAAGCUGCAAUUCAGCCACGAAACAGAGUCGUAGCUGACAUGCUGCUUCUUGGAAAAGAUUAGCUUAAUUCGUUUUAUUUGUACUUAGUAAGUAAUUUUUGAAAAUUAAUUUAUGGGCCCUAAAUCAAUCCGGGUAUACUACAAUUUACAUGCCCUGAAUUUUAUUGACUGGAUUUUACAAUAGCUGCCGAGAUGUUCCGACCUUAGUCUCGCGAACGCUGGGCAGUGUAGAAGGAAAUAACUUGUUGUUUCUUCCUCGCCUUCCUCCAAAUACUUAUGGCAGUUUGCGUCCGGCAGGAUUCCUAGCCUUAUCGCUUGUAUGUACAUUUCGCAGUGUCCCACUAUUGAACUUCUUUGGGACAAAAGAAACUCGCAACCGAGCAGGUUUUAGUUUUUAACGAGAGUUUACCAAGCUUGCAAGAGGUCCAUUUUUGCAGUGCUAGAGCAUGAUCAAACACUAAGACGGGUGCCUCUUCUUGUGACCUCAUCCGCUCUGCAGUUCCCAGCGAAGCCGCUGUGAGCUGGCACCAAUACGAGUCUGAUAGUAAAAAAGUUCGACGCUAACGUUAAUUACCUACACUCCUUACUAGCUUGGAUCACACAUUUAGCGAACCAAAAAUUUCCGCUCUGCUAUCUACAUAUAUUCUGGUAACCUGAAACUAACUCUAACCUUCGCCCCACUUAUCGAGCUAUUCGUGAAAAUGCAAGCUGCGCUUUUCUCCAAUGACUUCGUCUUGACCACACUUUCCUCGGGAGAAAUGAACGGAGCUGAAAAAUUUCAAAAAUAUCAUUGGGUAAGGACCGGAUAAUGAAGUUGAAAUUGUACUUUGACUACCGCUAAUUGCCAGUUUAUUAGCUUAGUUUGCUGUCAAAUGUAACGCUAUCUUUAUCAAAUGUACCGCAGUGGCUUAAGCAUAUAUCAAGAUUUACAACAACAAAAAAUAAAAGGCUAUUUCUGUUGACUUUGUAAAAACCCUCGUUGUGUAAAUACUUUUGUGACUACCACUGUAUGUUACUUGUGUUAUAACCAAGCUUAAUAUGCAUGUACUUGUAAUGAAAUAUAGUUAUAUGAAAUGCACAGAGUAUAUUAAAUACAUCCAUAUACAUAUAUACUAUUGACAUGACAUGUUGAGUUUAUACUAUAUUUAGUAUGUAUAGUACAUAUGUGAGUUUGAUUUUGCUUAGUUAAAACAUGUCACGAAUCUCAGUGUGAUUUCUCCGAAUUGCAGCAACACAUUUUAUAAUAAAUAAAAGUCCUACAAAGUCCAAACUGUUUUAAACAAUUAAAUUUCUUUUCAAGUUAAAAACGAUAAAAACAAAUAUUUGUGUUGUACGUUUUGACAAUAAUUUGUACUUUGAGCCAUUUUUUAAGCAGCUAUGCGCUAAUUAAACGGGAUAACUUUGUACUUGUUUUUAUAUGUAAGUUUUUAAAUUAAACUUUUUAACCUCAAAUUAACGUACAGAGAAAUGGUAAUUCGAAGACAGCUAGUAUUCCUAAAGAUAUGGACUUGAAACUAAACGAUGCAUAAUUAUAACUUGGGGAAUGUAAGACUAACUCAUUCCAACGUAUAUCCUAUAGAGAGUACCAGGUGUAUGCACUUUAAAUAUGAUUAGCACAAUUUUUUUGGAGCGAAUAAUGUUGUUAAAACAAACAAUGAAAUUGAAAGGUAAUUAAAACGCUAAAACUUUCAUAUACAUACAUAUGUAUUAAAAAAUAUUCUAUGUUAUGUAAAAUGAUAGCGCCAAAUUGAUGAAAUACGCAAAUUAUCAAUGAAAUUGGCGCUCAUUUAAAUACUUCUUCCCAUUACUAAAAAAAUAAUAUUUUAGGUGUGUUUCUUAAAUGCUAGUAUCAGCUAUCAUGCCGAAGAAGCGUGAGAAAAUGUAUCAAUUACUAUAGCAGAGCGCAAGACAAAGAAAGAAUAAAGAAACGGAAAACUCGCAGAAAUCAGCAAGAAAACAACAGCCAUAUAAUCUUACGGACCAAACACAAUUUGUGCAAUCAUUAUUUUUAAAUGAACAACACAAGGUUAUUGCAACAAAUCGAAACUAUUAAAACAAAUGAAAUUGAAACAAAUUCGUAUUGAACAGUUGUUGUUGCAAAUUCCGCUUCUUUCUGCUAAUUUUUUGUGUUCAGACGCGCUUUACCAGCAAAAACUUGGCUAACUAUACAGUAUACGAAACACAUUUUUUGAUACGUGUGCCAUAACAGAAUACACAUAUGUAGUAUAAAUAUUGCCAACUCUUUUGAAGUUCCAGUAGAUCCAUGCUGAAUAAAAUGGAUGAAAAUUGUUAAAAUUCUAAUGUUGUGUUUUUUGUAUAAAUAUCAACGGUCCGUUUACACAGCUAAUAGCUUUUUCGCACAGCAGUUAAUUGAAUAAUUAACCGGUAAAGCGGUGAAUAAGAUCGAUUUACCACACAAAAAAAAAAUCGUAUUAUUGAUAAAAAAGCAGAUCCGCUGUUGAGCUUACCAACUGCUCAUGUACAGCAAAAACAAAAAUGUAUAACAGCUGAUCGUUUUUCGGCAGAGCGAAAGACAAAACUCUUGUCUCAAUUAUAAACUAAAUAUAUUCAAUUAAUUUGGCUGUGCGUAAAGGCUAUAUGAAAGAGUUGCAGCCAAUGUUAAUAAGCAAAAGGCUGUAUUGCAUUCAAGAAUGAUAGAAGACAAGAUUACGACAGGCUGAGCGUUCACGAACAACGAAUGGGAAGAGGCAACAGAAGAAAUGUCAAAUGGAAAACGGAAAUGUGAAAUAUAGUGAACCAAAUUGAAUAAUGUGCAGAUAAAAUAUCACAAUGAACGUAAUUCUUAAAAUCUUCAUUUAUAAAAUGAUCCAAAAUAAUAAUGCAUAUUUAUAAUUAAAAUUAUAUGUUUUGUUACAAAAAGUUCGCCAUUUUGCCAACUUUUUUGUACUAUUGUUGUUUAAUUCCGCCAUUGCGGACUUCUUUUUCAAGUUAAUAUUUUUCACUUAGAAUUUUAAAUAAUAAUUAAGCACUAGCCUUGACUUCAGCUCUUUGUUUUGGUUUUAUUGUUUUGUACCACAGUGCAAUUUUGUUUUGCUCGCGUGUUCGUGGUCGUGAAACUUGUCACUCAACAGGAACUCAAAACUCAAAAUAACUAACUGUAAACGCCUGUCGUAAUCUUGUCUUCUAUCAUUCUUGAUUGCAUUGCAAGUUGUAACAGAGUCACCGCCUGUCACGCAGUAUCAUACAGUCCAAGUAUGCAUUAUGUUAAAUAAUAAUUAAAUUAUUUUUAAAUUAAAUUUUUAUACAUAUUGUGGUCGGCUGCUGAAUUUUUUUAAACAAGUGUCAAUUAAGCAGACAAUGGAACCAAUGGCUCGUAUGAGCAAGGAUUUCGCCGGAAUGGUUUACGCGCCCACUAAAAGUGAAGCUACAGCGCAUUAUGCUGACAAGUAGUGAUGAGCGAUAUUGCUAUUUUUGAAUCACUGUGAUUUCAAUGAUUGCUACUUUUAAAUCACUGUGAUUUUUUAUUGCUAUUGCGAUCACAACAAAAAAAAAUGAAUUUAUGAGAAUUUGUACUCCAUUUUUUUUUUAAUUUUAUACAUAUACAUUUUUAUUAAUUUUAACAAUAUCCAAAAUUUACCUGCUUUUGUAUUCACUAUUAACUAAUUAAUAAAUUUUGGGUACAUUUAACUGCUUUUGUAAUCACCGUAUCCAAAAUUAUCGAAAUCACAACUAAAAUUCUUACUGUGAUCACUAAACUGAUAUUGGUACUGAACGGUGAUUGCUACUUUCGAACAGAUAUUGUUACCGAACAGUGAUUGCUACUUUCGAACUGAUAUUGUUACUGAACAGUGAUUGCUACUUUCGAACUGAUAUUAUUACUAAACAGUGAUUGCUACUUUCGAAUUGAUAUUGUUACUGAACAGUGAUUGUUACUUUCGAACAGAUAUUGUUACUGAACAGUGACUGAUACUUUCGAACUGGUAUUGCUACAGUGAUCGAAUUAGAAUCACUGAACUGCUAUUGCUACAGUGAUCGAAUUAGAAUCACUGAACUGCUACUGUUACAGUGAUCGAAUUAGAAUUACUGAACUCGUAUAUGUACUGUGUUCGAACAAAAACACUGAACUUCUCUAUAGCUACUGUGAUCGAACUCAAAUUACUGAACUGCAAUUGCGAUUGUAAAUCACUGAUAUUUACAAAAAUUGAUCACAGUUGCUAUAUGUGAUUUUUCAAUCACAGUGAAAAAAUCACCGGUAGUGAAAUAUCGCUCAUCACUACUGCAGAAAUAACUGCAUAUUGUAUUUGUAACCAUAAAUAUUGUAACAAAUCACAAGCCGUAUAUUUUUUAUUAUACACAUUUAUUAUAAAUAAUUUAACAAUUAUAUAAUUAAUAUUUUCCAAUAGCAAAUGUAUGGAUAUUUUGUUUUCCGUUGUGUGGCUAUGCAAUAAGAAUUGAGAUACAUAUGUAUAUGAAAAUUAAAAAUAUAUGCAUGCAAAAUAUGCGUUAGAAAUAAAAAUUAAGUUUGUUCACCAAAUUAUAUUAGUAUAAAUAAAUAUUGCAGUGAUUUGUUGUUACAUUUAAAGUUUUUCAAGUGUUUGAUUCAAGUUUGCUACCAGCAGGCGGUACAUUACACGGCAAGUGUAGUUAGACUAUUUCUUUAGAUGUGGAAGAAACUUGUUGCAGUCGGAGGUACAUAUACAUACAUACAUACAUACAUACAUACAUACAUACAGAGGUAGGUAGUCACCGCUAUUAGUUACGGAAGAAGAACUAAUGGCCAUAGUAAAAAAAAAAAUUAAAAACAACAAAGCGCCUGGAAUAGAUGGUAUACCAAACAGAGCCCUAAAGGAAGCUAUAACUUUGAAACCCACCCUGUUCACUAAUAUGUACAAUGCAUGCAUAAAAGAAGGAGUGUUCCCCGACCCCUGGAAACAAAGGAAACCACCGAAGGAACCUUCAUCGUAUCGACCCUUGUGUAUGCUCGACACAAUGGGUAAAGUAUACGAAAACAUUAUACGAAACCGCUUGGAAGUUGCGAUCCAGGAAGCCGGCGGAUUAUCUGAGAGACAAUACGGCUUCAUAAAACGCAGCUCCACUAUUGACGCACUAAAGGAAGUCGUUGUCACUGCAAAAGAUGCAGUCAGUGAAAAAGAUGGAAAGGUGGUACAAAAAAAUACUGCGCACUUAUUACCCUGGAUGUUAAAAACGCGUUCAACUCCGCAAAAUGGGCAAACAUUAUCAACAUCUUAUAUGUAAUGCGCGUCCCCCAAUACCUCAUUAACAUAAUAAUAAGUUAUUUUAAAAACAGAAAACUAAUAUUUGACACGGACGAAGGCACGAAGAGCUAUUUUAUUUCGAGUGGAGUACCGCAAGGAUCGGUCUUAGGCCCCCUCUUAUGGAACUUGAUGUAUGACGGGGUACUAAGAAUACAACAACCAAAGAGCAGUGGCCAAGCACCUCGAUGACCUCAAGAGAAAAUGCAAUGAAUGCAUCAACGGUUUACGCCAAUGGUUUUCUUCCAUGAGUCUGGAACUAGCAGAGCAUAAAACUGUAGUGUUGUUCAUAAGCACAAGGAAAAUUGAGGAAAGAUGAACAGUCACUAUUGGGGAGUGUGAGAUUAUCUCACAGCCACAGCUGAAGUACCUGGGGGUAAUAUUAGACUCAAGGUUAAAAUUCAAGGAGCACUUGGCGUACUCGUCGAACAAAGCAAACAAAAUUUAUAACGCCUUAUCAAGAAUGAUGGCGAAUAAGGGCUGCGUGCGUUACGGCCGAAGAUUUUUAAUUGCAAAGGCUAUGAGCUCUGUAAUUUUGUAUGCGGCGCCAAUAUGGAUUCAGGCGUUAGAUGUUAAAGCGUAUGCGAGACCAAUAAACGCAAUACAUAGACUGUCGGCAAUAAGAGUAAUAAGUGCUUUCCGAACCAUAUCUAGCGAUGCUGCUGAAGUGUUGGCCAGCAUGCCGCCUAUUGACAUCCAGGGAGAGCAUAUGGUAGCAGCGCCCCCCUCAGAGAAUAAAGAGUUAGACGAGAGGAAAACGAGCAUCUUGAAGGGGCAGCAACGGUGGGAAGCCUCAACUAAAGGACGGUGGACACACAGACUAAUACCAGACAUCCACUCGUGGAUUUAUAGAAAGCUUGGUGACCUUGAUUUCCACCUGACCCAAAUGUUAAGUGGUCACGGGUGCUUCAGAAGUUACCUAUACAAAUUCCGUAAUGACGUUAGUCCGUACUGUCCGGUGUGUGCAGAGUCCGUAGAAGACUCUGAGCACGUAUUUUUCUAUUGCCCUCGCUUUUUAGAGAUAAGGGAAAAUUUGAUAACAACCAUGGGUGGUAACUUGACGGUGGAAAAUUUGACUGCACUUAUGUGUCAGUCCUCUGAUAAUUGGAAAGCUGUUAGCGAAGCGGCAGCUAUAAUAAUGACAGAAUUGAGACAUAUACAACAGGCUAGGCGUCAGUCAGUCCGCGCUAUAGAGGAGACUUAAAUUGUCUUGACACUCCCAUGAAGUAAUACUUAAUCCGGUGGUUCCGUGGGAGUGUUUUGUGCUGGGAGUAGGUUAGGUUUAGCGGAUUAAAGUUCCGCACUUCGGCUUUCGAUGCUUCCCCCUACUAUAAAAAAGGUAGGUAUUUACACAUCAAACGUCUUUUACAAAUUUCACAGAAAAAGCUUUUGCUGUUUGCUAUGUUGUUAUAAACCUUGAUCAAUUCCUGAGAGAAUGAAGUCAUUUUGGCAAGAAUAGCUAGAAAAUGGCGAAGAUAUAAGGAAAUGAACUACAGAUCCGAAGUAGUCAAAAGUAUUUACACACAACUUGAACACUAUUAUCCUGUUAUUUUUUAAUAAUAUUUUUUUUUUUUAAUUUUAAUGUUUAGUCUAAGUUACUAUCCUAAGGUGAUAAACUUAUAAUGGGUUACAUCGCUUUUGGCAUCAAUAACAGCCUGUUAUCUGUUUCGAAUUGAUUCAAUCCAAUUUUGCGCUAAGUUAACUGUUAAUUUAUACCAAAUGUCGGAAAUUUCGGCGUUUUCGGUUAUUAUAUCAAUUCUCCUCUGAUAUUUAACGAAACCCCAAACAUUUUCAAUAAAGUUUAGGUCGGGGCUUUCCGGAGGUCAACUUGAUUUGCUUCACUUAAAAGUUUUGCUUGUAACGAUCCUUUAUGAAAUUGAGCAUUGUCCUGUUGUAAAAUGUAGUCAGUAGUUGAAAAGGCCGACUUACCACUACAAUGGCAUGGCCAUGUGAAUUCUGAUAUAUCCGGAUGAUUUAGAGUCCCUAAAUUAGUACUAUAUCUCCAGAACUUAAGUAAGGAAAACUUCCCCAAAAAAUCAUAAUGUCACCUCCGACUCUGUUUAGCGCCUAAACUGCAUAUUUCUUAUUUUCACGUGGGUAAUGCAUAAAGCGUUUGCUAAAUAAGCCCUGGAACCAACAUUCAUCAUUAUCUGUUCACGACAGGCUCCAGGAUCUAAUUUAAGGCAAAUGACUGGCAUAUCGCUUUUUUAUUUUCGGAAAUAUUGACCAAUUUUCGCCAAACGUCUGGUAUUCAGGUUAACUUUUUUAAUGUCCUCAGCAGUGUAGUAUCAUUGACUGUUCAUGCAAUAAGCUGAUUCGAUGCAGAACUAAUUGUGUGAUUUUGUAUGACAGUUCCCACUAAUCUUCUGCAUCCCCUUUGAGUUAUCACAUGUUUACGCCCAGUUAUCUUUAAAUUGCCCUGGAUAGAACAUUAUAAAAAGUAUUCCAUCAAAUUCUAUAAAUCUUAACUAACUCCGAAGCCGAAUCCCCAGUCUUAAACUUAGAAACAGUCUCCAAUCUAGUUAUAAUCGAUAAUUCCUUUGUUUUCGGCAUUUUAUUUACUAAUUUUUAUAUUUUAAGGCUGAGUUACUUUGUUAUGAAUGCAAUUACUACUCUUGCUCAAACCAAAUCCAAGCAUAAAGGCUAAAUCGCCGUGUGUAAAUAAUUUUGAUACAAAAAAAUUUGUGUAUAAACUUUUGACUACUGCGAGACAUCAGUUCUUUGCCAAUUUCUCUGUCAAAUGUCCAGCUAUUAUAUUAUAUUUUCACCAAACUAACUUUGUUCGCUUAGAAAUGAAUAAAGGUUUCCCACACCAUAUGAUUUUGUUUCAUGGCAACAAGAAAAAGCUUUCUCUGCGGAAUUUGUAAGAAACGUUCGAUGUAUAAAUAAUUUUGACAACCUCUGUAUAUAGAUUUUCAGCUUUAUUUUCCAACAGCGAGUUGCGAUCCAAACGAAUUCAUAAAUAAACAUUUAUUUGGUUGACUUCUAUAAUUACAAUUACUAAUGUAUACAAAGACAUGUGAAUUGCAUUUAAUACAAUUUGGCCUACAUGGAUUUUAAUAUCAAGCGGUAAUUCUUAUGUUUAUGUUUAUGUUAUGUUUAUCUUAUUAUUUUUAUACACGCGACACCAUUAAAUGCUUUAAUAGCAAUUCAUAACAUUAUAUUCUUUGAAAAGAUUUAUUAUAUAUACUAUAUAACGGCAUCUCAAACUCACUGCGUACCGCUGCAGCCGAAACAAUUGGUUUUCGGCAACGACAAAAAACAAGCUGGUACGAUGAGGAGUGCCGUCUCGCAGCGGAGAGAAAACAGACUGCAUACCUCGCAACAUUGCAAACGACCACAACACGUGCGGGAUGGGAUAGAUACCGAGAGCUGAAGAGGGAAGCGAGACGCAUUUGCAGACAAAAAAAGAAAGAGGCCGAAAUGCGUGAGUACGAAGAGCUUGAGAAGCUGGCAGACAGAGGGAAUGCUCGAAAAUUUUAUGAAAAAAUGAAGCGACUUAACGAAGGUUUCAAGACCGGAGCAUCCUCAUGUAAAGACCAAGGUGGUAAUCUACCGAUGUCCAGGGCAUACUGGGAUUAUGGAGGGAACACUUCUCCGACCUGCUGAAUGGCAGUGAGAGUACAACACCAGGAGAUGGCGAACCCGAUCCCCCAAUCGAUGACGAUGGAACAGAUGUUCCAUUACCCGACCUUUCUUCAUGGCAAUUACCCGAAUAGCAAUUACCCGCUUGAAGAACAACAAAGCAGCGGGGGCCGAUAGAUUACCGGCAGAACUAUUCAAAUACGGCGGCGAAGAACUGAUAAGGUGCAUGCAUCAGCUUCUUUGCAGAAUAUGGUCGGAAGAAAGCAUGCCUGACGAUUGGAAUCUCAGUGUGCUCUGCCCAAUCCAUAAAAAGGGAGAUCCCACAAUCUGCGCCAAUUACCGUGGGAUCAGCCUCCUAAAUAUCGCAUACAAGGUUCUAUCGAGCGUAUUGUGUGAAAGAGUAAAGCCCACCGUCAACAAACUGAUUGGACCUUAUCAGUGUGGCUUUAGACCUGGAAAAUCGACAACUGACCAGAUAUUCACCAUGCGCCAAAUCUUGGAAAAGACCCGAGAAAAGAGGAUCGACACACACCACCUUUUUGUCGAUUUUAAAGCUGCUUUCGACAGCACGAAAAGGAGUUGCCUUUACGCCGCGAUGUCUGAAUUUGGUAUCCCCGCAAAACUAAUACGGCUGUGUAAAUUGACGUUGAGCAACACCAAAAGCUCCGUCAUGAUUGGGAAGGACCUCUCCGAGCCGUUCGAUACCAAACGAGGUUUCAGACAAGGUGACUCACUAUCGUGAGCUGGAAAAAACCUGAUGCUGGAAAAAAUUAUAAGAGCUGCAGAGCUAAACCGAGAAGGUACAAUCUUCUACAAGAGUGUACAGCUCCUGGCGUACGCCGAUGAUAUUGAUAUCAUCGGAAGCAACAACCGCGCCGUUUGUUCUGCUUUUUCCCGCAUGGAUAAGGAGGCGAAGCGAAUGGGUCUGGAGGUGAAUGAGGACAAGACGAAAUAUCUCCUGUCAUCAAACAAACAGUCGGCGCAUUCGCGUCUUGGCUCCCACGUCACUGUUGACAGUCAUAACUUCGAGGUCGUAGAUAAUUUCGUAUACCUGGGAGCCAGCAUCAACAACACGAACAAUGUCAGCCUCGAAAUCCAGCGCAGAAUAACUCUUGCCAACAGGUGCUACUUUGGACUGAGUAGGCAAUUGAACAGUAAAGUCCUCUCUCGACGAACCAAAAUCAAGCUCUACAAGUCGCUUAUCAUUCCCGUCCUGCUUUACGGUGCAGAAGCUUGGACGAUGUCAACAUCAGAUGAGACGACACUAGGAGUUUUCGAGAGGAAAAUUUUGCGCAAGAUUUAUGGUCCUCAGAACAUUGGCAACGGCGAAUACCGCAGACGAUGGAACGAUGAGCUGUACGAGUUAUACGACGACAUUGACAUAGUUCAGCGAAUAAAAAGACAGCGGCUACGCUGGCUAGGUCAUGUUGUCCGAAUGGACGAAAACACUCCAGCCCUGAAAGUGUUCGAUGCAGUACCCGCCGGAGGAAGCCGAGGAAGGGGAAGGCCUCCACUCCGUUGGAGGGACCAGGUGGAGAGCGACCUGGUUACACUUGGGAUCUCCAACUGGCGCCGAACUGCGAAGGAGAGAGACAGGUGGCGCACUAUCGUCGAUUCGGCUAUAACCGGCUAAACGGUUGCAACGCCAAUCACAUACACAUAAUCCAUAAUUAUUGAAAUCAUGCUGCAGCAACUGUUUCAGCUGUUUGAAAUUUCUUGAUCGGUAGUUCUUUCAGCAGCAAGUGUAGCGGUGUAGUUUUAAAUUUUUAAAAGCAACCAACUUCGUUCGUAAUAGCAGUGACAGAAGAGCAAAAUUAAUGCGCCUUAAGAAAUGUUAAUGCGAAUUAAAAUUUUAUGCUGACAGACGCCAAGUUUAUGCAUUUAGACAGCUUCUUGAGAAAUCUGUUAAUUCAUUAAAAAAGUGAAUCUUUCGCAACAAAAGUUGCUAAAGAGAGUAUUAUAGUUUUGUUCACAUAACGGUUGUUUGUGUCACCCAGAAAUAAAAUAUAUAUAUUAUAUUUUUCGAUAUAAGGUUAUGUAUAUAAAAAUGAUUAUGUUGACGAGACGAGUUGAAAUCCGGAUGUCCAUCUGUCCGUGCGACGGAUUGAGUAAAAAUUAGAUAUCUUGACGAAACUUGGUACACAUAUUCCUUGGCACCCUGAGGAGGUUGGUAUUGAAUGGGCGAAAUCAGACCAUUGCCACGCCCACAAAAUGGCGAAAACCAAAAACCAAUAAAGUGUCAUAACUAAGCCAUAAAUAAAGUUAUAAAAGUAAAAUUUAGAAAAAACCAGUAAAGCUAUUUAAACCAAACUUUCUGCUGUCGGUUCCCUUAAGUACCCCACCAUACAUCAUGAAAAUAGUUGAAAUCGGAUAAUAACCAUCUUCCAUACAAAGGUUAGGUUGAAAAUUACUAAAAGUGCGUUAACUCAUUAACGAAAAACGUCAGAAACAUUCAAUUUUACAGGAGAAAUGGCAGAUAUAAACUACACUCAAUUUUUUUACAAAAAUAAGUGGCAUCCACCACUUAUUGGUCAAAAACCAUAUCUCAGGAACUACUCGACCGAUUUCAAUGAAAUUCGGUAUAUAAUAUUUCCUUGACACCCUGAUUCCACGGAUAAAAUCGGUUUGCAACAACGAAUACUUCCCCUAUAACUCAAUUUUGAAUUCCUUCUCAUUCCUUCACUUUAUAGUGUAUACAUAAGGAACCGAUGAAGAUAGUAUAAUAAAACUUUGCACAAAUACUAUAUAUCAUUUGUGGCUUCACUUCUGGAAAACUUGCCCUCAGUCUUCAUAUACCAUAUAUAAUGACUUUCGUUAUUUUAUUGGUUAGGUUAGGUUAGGUUUGUAGGCAGAUCUCUGCAAGACAGAAAGAUGUCACUUAGACAGCCUGGCGCUGUCCAUUGUGGUACCAAUAAAACUCCCCGUGGAUCAAAGACCUUUAAGAUUCAGCAAACCGCUUGGAAUCCGUUACAAAUUUCUUAAGACUGGUAAUAUCGAUUCUAGCCAAUUCGCUAGGAUCGUCGAAAAAGGGCUUUCGGAGGUGUUUCAACCUCAGUCUGGCAAAAGCUGGACAGUGCAGUAGGAAAUGCUUAGAUGAUUCCAUCUCGCCUUCCUCCAUACAGCUUUGGCAACUAGCAUCUGCCACGAUCCCAAGUCUAACCGCAUGGGUACCCAUUGGACAAUAUCCAGUAAGUACCCCUAUGAUUGCGCUGAGAUGGACCUUGCCCAGAGAAAGCAGUUGAAAGGACCGCUUACGCUCCACAGAGGGCCAAAAGGACCUCGCUACUGCACAAGUGGACCAUGGACUACCAAUGCACUCCCAUUCCGACGUCAAUGUAGCUAGGGUACCCUCCCUUGCAAGCUUGUCUGCUAUGCAGUUACCAGCGAUCCCGCGGUGACCGGGUACCCACACUAGUCGGAUUGCAAAAUAGCUGGAAGCUAUUGAUAAGGAUCUAAGAUACUCCUUAACUAGCACAGAGCGUACCGUCAUCGAUUCCAAUGCCAGUAUUGCCGCCCUGCUGUCGGAGUGAAUACAUACCUCUCUAAAAGAGUUCACCAUAAGAAGCAGUGGGUCCACUGCUACUUUGAUCGCAGCGACCUCUGCUUGGAAGACACUACAGUGGUCAGGUAGCCUAAAGCUGGUAUUGAUAGAAAGCUUUCUGCAGAAAACUCCCCCUCCCACCUUUCCCCUAAGCUUCGAUCCAUCCGUGAAAAAGCUGACUGCACUUUUCCUCCAUUGAUUUCUACCUACCCACAUAUCCCUCGUAGGUACAUGUGUAGAGAAGAAGCCUCUAGGGGACGGUUCCGCAGUGCAGUGGUCCAAGUAGUCAGGGAUGCAAUCGAACCGACGGAGAAUCUCAGAAUGCCCCUGCUUGGGACUUAGCGCUCCGCUGAUUCCAAAGGGAGCCGCUCUUUGGACACGCUCUAGCUGCUUAGCUAAUGU